CAUAUUGCACACCGUAUGGUCAUAUAUGUUUCGAAUCAAAGCUCCCUCAUGCACUGCUCACUCCUUUCAUUUUCCCGGCGAUUCUUCUAGUUUUCCGGCCCAAACACCGCAGAACAAAGGUACUUAUUCUGGCUCUCCACCCACUCCAAGCAUCAGUUUAUCACUCCGUUUCCUUCAAUUUGAAGCCAUUAUUACAGAAUUCUGGCCGUUCCCAGUGGUUUUGCGGUAAUCUUAGCAGAAUUCCGGCGACCACAAUUAGUCUUUCCUUCUUUGCCCUGACUAUUUGGCAUCUUCCCUGCAACUCCAUGCUGGCUUCUGAACGAAACUCCAGCUGUCUCCACCAUUUAUCUGGGGAAAAUUUAGGAACUACGGCCACCACCAUAACUUUUCCAGACACUAUUUCAGAAUUCCGACCACCCCAGCAAGUUUUCUGGCUAUUCAAAAGAAAAUCCGCAACUUGUGCAGCUUUUUACGGUGAUUGAGCAGUUGAGCUACAUUUCCAUCACCCCACCACAAAAGUUUCACCAUUUUUCAGAUUUGGGUGACUUUUGCAGAUUGUUCGGCAAGGCAGCAACCCACCUGGAAAUUCUAGCGAUUCUCUCAAUAUUCCAGUAACUUUUGCACUUUUCCGGUGAGUUUGGCUACUUUCCGAGAGACCCACCUUAAAGUCACAGUCAUUAUUUAAAAAUUCCUGUAACUAAAUCAGAAUUCCAGCCAUUAGAUCAGUUUUUUCAAGCGAAUUAUAAGAAACACAGACUCAAAGCCCAUUAACAUACAACAAAGGAGAAGAGAUUCAAACCGGAGAAAAGCACCAAUUUUUGUUUUUUUUUAAAUCUCACGCAUAGAUGGAGAGAGAAUGGCCUGAGAGUUUGAGGCCGAAGCUUUCGAGGCGAAACUCAGAGACCAACUACUUCAGUCCCGAAGAGUUCAGCGAUGUUUUUGGCGGACCCCCCAAAAGCGUUAUUUACCGGCAACAACUUGAGGCUGGAAAAUUCGACUUCCCAUUUUCUGGCAGCCGGAAAACUCAGAAUUCCGGCACCUUUUACGACGAGAUAUUCAGGCAGGGGCAGGAAGAGCGUGCAAAAAUGGGCAGGAAUUUGCCGGUAUAUGAGAUUCCGGGAAUGGGUAUGGGAGGUAAAUAUGGUGGAAAAGGCGAGGGUAUUUUGGGGAGAGGAGGGUUCUAUGACGAUAUAUUUGGAGAAGAGGAGGGUAGUUAUGGAAAUAGGGGGUCGAGAACGAGGUCUGCCUCGUCAUGUUCAGAGGUGUUGAGUCCUCUUAGACCUUCGGUUUCAGAGGACAUGGCUUUCAACUCUUUUGCUUCCAAUCUAAGGCCCAUCAUUGUACCACCUCGCCAUAACCGAAGGUCAUUCUCUGGCUUCUUCUCAGAACAACAAACAGAGGAAGUCUCUCCAGCUCCAACAAUGUCCUCUUCUUACAGAGACGUCUCUGAUCCAUUAAAAGACUAUUUCAAGAAUUACAGUAACAACAUCAAGCUCUGCAACUUUCACAGGAGCUCAUUAAACCAUAACUCAUUCUCCGAAUCGACAAUCUUCGGGCCCAAUUCCAGCCAUAUUGUUUCCUCCAUUAGAACCCCAUCUCAAUCUCCUGAUAUCGAAAAAGAACCCAUUUCAAACUCACCAUCCUCUGCAACUUCAUCAUGCCUCCUUCAAGAGGAUGUUUUCGAAGAAAAUGAUAUCCGGAGCCAGUUAUCAGAGAGAGAUGAAGUGGGGUCUGAGUUCUUUGGUUCUUAUGUCAUAGAGAUUGUUUCUGAGAAGAGAGAGGAGCGAGAGGAAAUGGUUGGAGUGAAUGAAGCCAUUGCUUGGGCUAAAGAGAAGUUUGAAAGGAAUUUUAGCAGUGGGAGCAAUGGAGAUGUUAGCUAUAUGGAAGCCAAAAUGAAGGGGGUUCAUAGUGAGCUGAAGGCUGGGGUAGGAGAUUUACGCCCAGAAAAAGAAUCACGUGAAAAUGAAACAGAAAAUACAGAGCCGAAAUCCAGUUCAAAAUUGACAGAGAGCAGGACAGUAGCUGAGUGUAAAGACCCAUUCAAAAGAGCACACGGAAAGCAGCAGCUCUCCAAAGCCAGAUCUCUAACAGAGCUCAAGUGGAAGGAAGUUGAUAAUGAGGAGCUUAAUAGUGAUGCUGCCACAGAGUUAUUGAACGAGAAUAUCAGAAGGUGGUCCGCAGGCAAGGAAGGAAACAUUCGAUCUUUGCUUUCAACUCUCCAAUACGUUCUAUGGCCUAACAGUGGAUGGCAAGCAAUCCCUUUAACUGAAAUUAUCGAAACCACAUGUGUGAAGAAGGCUUAUCAGAGGGCACGGCUUUGCCUUCAUCCCGAUAAGCUACAACAAAAGGGUGUAACUCUUCCUCAGAAAUAUGUUGCAGACAAAGUCUUUGGUAUCCUUCAGGAUGCAUGGGCCAUAUUCAGUACUCAAGAUAUCUUCAGUUAAAAAGCUCAAGAACAGGCAUGCCCCAUUUUAGAUUUGAAGACUACACCAUGGUUUUGGAGUUUGCUGUUUCCAUAAGAAAUAGAAAUGGUUUUGGCGUCAUAAGAAUUUUAAUAUGUACUAUCUACUGGGUUCAGGAGAUCAUGAGGUUUAUAAUCUGCAAUUUCAAUUGUUAGAAAGGAAGCUUUGUAAAGAUUUGAGAACAAAAAAUGGGCUUAGAGACUUUUGUGAGCAUAAAAUUAUCAUUAUGCUGGUUGCUAAUGCAAGAUGGAAAAAAAUCAUUUUUGAAGUAA
This is a messenger RNA of Amborella trichopoda, 2734 nucleotides long. RefSeq names its product Chaperone DnaJ-domain superfamily protein. The record is from RefSeq and is a predicted model, not a curated record. NCBI's taxonomy places the organism in Eukaryota, Viridiplantae, Streptophyta, Magnoliopsida, Amborellales, Amborellaceae. Gene Ontology annotation, molecular function: clathrin binding. Gene Ontology annotation, biological process: clathrin-dependent endocytosis; clathrin coat disassembly. Gene Ontology annotation, cellular component: intracellular membrane-bounded organelle; cytoplasm; vesicle.